Paramecium octaurelia is the source of this 960-nucleotide messenger RNA. Lineage: Eukaryota; Ciliophora; Oligohymenophorea; Peniculida; Parameciidae. The record is from the annotation of a GenBank genome assembly.
AUGGGAACCUGUUCAAGCUCAGCAAAGUAGAAUGGCAAAAACAUUAAACCAAAACCAAUCUAAAAUGAACUUGAUACUAACCUGAAUUCUGGUUAAAAGCAACCAGCGUCAUAGAAAUAGAUGGAGAUUGAAGAAUGUCCAAAAUAGUCUCAAUAGGAGGCUCACGAAGAAGUGGAAAAAAAAGAAAUUAAAAGUGAUAUUUAGAAUGUGAUCACAGAUGAGGAAGCAAUAAAAUAAUUUCUCUUAGGUGAAGAGUUAUCUGAUGUUUCUAUGCAGAUGGAAAACGAUUUGAGUACCUAAAUACAACAAAAAAUAAGUUUUAAGGAUAAGAGAUAAAUAGUCUCUGUAAUAAAAGCUCUUUUUUUAUGGUUGAGUAUGAAUUGAUUUGACAUUAUUAGUUUAAAGAAUUUAGAAGAACCAAUUUAUCAGUUAGACAAGAAAUACCCAAGCGAGAUUCUCAACAAUUUCUAGCAGUUUUUAUAGCUAUCUUUGUAGGAUCUUUUUGAAUACAAUAUAAAUCUAGUGAAAAAUGAAUAGAUUUUCUAAGAGGGUAUUGAAUUGUGUUGUCGAACUUAUCAUAUAUUAUAAAAUUUAGGGAAAAAAUCAAAAAUUUAAAAAAUUUACACCUAAGUAAUUUAAGAUGAGGAAAUGAUUAUAAGUGAAGAAUUAAAAAAAUAAUACUUAAAAGUUCAAAGUGAAAUAAAACUGGAAAUUAUACGAACAUUUUAAAAUAAGAAUGAAGCUGCUAAAUCUCAAUAAUAAUAAAAUAAUCCUUUAGUUUUGAUGAAGUUUAAUACUAAACAUGCUAUUACUUUAGCCAAAUAAUAGACAUUAAAAUAAUAAGCAGGAGAUGAUGAGGAAAGCUAAUUGCUUUAAUCACUUUAAGAGGCUCUAGACUAUGAUGUUUAGAAUAGCAAAUAUGAUACGAGUAAUAUGAAACCAAAAAAGAAGUAAAAUUGA